AUGAGCGGAACUACCUCCAUGCUGAAUGGACCGUACGCAUUCACCAAUUAUCGUCUUAUUUCACUGUAUCGUUUAAACUACUUUCGACUUUUCGUGGGAAUUUUUUCAACCUUAGAAUUCACUCCAAUUAAAACACCAUCCGUUCUACAGUGGAGGUCAAAGCGCAACACCACGAAACAGUCCAAGAUUAUGACCAGUAGUGAAUCAUGUAAUGGUCACAUACUGGUUGGUUUUAUCGCUAAGAUUGGUCGCAUCGUAGUGAGAGGAUCCAGGAAGACAUCCCUCUCGAAUCGGUUGACCCAGCACUUUGCAAUGCACACAUUUUCAGCAGUUCAGGCAUCUCAUUUCAGUCAGCUUUGCUUUCGGCCUUGUCGAAGUCAGCUAAUUUUAACCACCAAUGAUGGAAAGGCAACAGGCAACCGAAAAGCCAAUCAGUGA
This is a messenger RNA of Opisthorchis viverrini, 438 nucleotides long. RefSeq lists its product as hypothetical. The record is from RefSeq and is a predicted model, not a curated record. The transcript has 2 exons. Bases 1 to 438 code for a protein of 145 amino acids. NCBI's taxonomy places the organism in Eukaryota, Metazoa, Platyhelminthes, Trematoda, Opisthorchiida, Opisthorchiidae.